Messenger RNA from Macrobrachium nipponense, 3776 nucleotides. Its product is annotated as protein SpAN-like. The transcript has 10 exons. Gene Ontology annotation, molecular function: metalloendopeptidase activity; zinc ion binding. The coding region runs from base 726 to 1979 and encodes 417 amino acids. The record is from RefSeq and is a predicted model, not a curated record. Gene Ontology annotation, biological process: proteolysis. Lineage: Eukaryota; Metazoa; Arthropoda; Malacostraca; Decapoda; Palaemonidae.
UCGGCGACAUGGUCGUGUCGAUGGAACAGUACGAGAACCUGUUCGCUCCGCACAUCGCCCGGAAGGCCGCCACCGACCCCGAGAUGCUGUGGCAGAAGGAAAUGGGGUAUCCGGUCGUGCCCUACAACAUCAGCGGUGAAGGCAUUGGUGCUGAUAACGAAGAGGAAACAUCGAGUCCUGCCCAUCCAGAGAAACAAUGAAGACCUGGCUCCUGCUAGAACUGACUUGGGACUCCUAGAAGGUCGUCCACGAUCAUGUCUCAUGGCCCUGACCAGCAACGAUUCUACGACUUGUCUCUCAAUUAAUACAAGUGGCCUUUCACUCUUCUAACAAUUUUUUUUUUAAUUUACAAUUUUGUCUGUGGGCCUAUAAAGUGACUUUGUAAAAUUGUCACAUUUCAGUCUUUUAAGAUGUCAGCAGCAAGCUUAAGCUUACAGUUUGAUUAAAAUAGAGACGAGACAUCAUAUAUUACUUUGGAUUUUAGCCUUGAGAUAAUUGACAUUCACACCAGGGAUGAAACUGCUACGCUCAGGUCCAUGCUCAGUGGUUUUUGACCCCACAAGCAGAGAGUAGUCCUCAUUACUCAUGCAUGGAGAACAAUUUCGUCCCAAAGGAUAUGCAAACAGUUCAGGCGUAGGAGGUCAGAGGGGCGGGGGAGGAACUAGGGCAGUCUCACACUAUAAUUAAAUGUAUACUAUGAGUCUAGUUCUUGUCUAACUAAGGGAAUGGGAGAGGGUCAGGGAUGUGGGAUUCGAGGCCUCAAGCUGUCUGAAAAUAUAAUCUAUUCUGUUAGACGUUCAUCUAGUUCUCUUUCCAUAGGAAAGCUAGCAAGGGACGAAUUCCUGAAAGCCGUCAUGGACGGGAUGCAGCACUGGGAGAACAACACCUGUGUCAGGUUCCGUCAAGUCACAGGGAAUGACCGAUCCUACAUCAAUUUCUUCGUGGGCGACGGGUGCUGGUCCCGUAUAGGACGCAGGAUAGACAACAAACCACAGGAUAUUUCGCUGGGCCGAGGAUGUCAGUUUAUGGGGACGGCCGCCCACGAGAUAGGUCACGCCCUGGGUCUCCUGCACGAGCACAUGCGCACAGACAGGGACGAGUACAUCCAGGUCAUCGAGAAGAACAUCCAGAGGGGAAACGAACACAACUUCUACAAGGAGACCAGCAAGUAUUACAGCAACUUCGACGUCCAGUACGACUACACGUCGCUCAUGCACUACACGGGCGAGGCCUUCAGCAGGAAUGGCGGACUGACGAUUCUCAGCGACGAUCCCCUCAAGCAAGGAAUGCUGGGAAGGAACCGCGUGAUGUCACACCGAGAUCGCAUCAUAGUCAACAAAAUGUACGGGUGCAUCAGUAUGUGGCUCGACUUCUGUGCACUGGUUAGAGAUCCCUGCCGUAAUGAGGGCUACACUGGGCCAAACUGUGCGUGUGUCUGCCCAUCUGGGACGACAGGGGAGCGAUGCGAAAUAAUUCAGCAUGAUUAUUACUUUAAUAGGAUGUCAAACUGCAGUGAGGUAAUAGAUAAAAACGACACAUUCAUCACGACACCAAACUAUCCCAAUUUUAUGCUGCCAGAUACUUGGUGCGUGUAUGAAAUCAAGGCGCCAGAAGGAAAGACCAUCAAAGUUACGUUCGAGGAAUUCAGCUUGGAGUCCUACUCCACCAGCCAAUGCUCCUUGGGUUCCCUUCGCCUCAUGGAGAAUCAAGAUGACAGCAUUGCAGACACGCUGGCUUGUGGGGAAUACUUUGAAGAUGGGGACAACUACGUAUCAAAAACCAACGAACUCAUUAUGUACCUGGACAUCUGGAGGAAUAGCAAGAGGUCGAAGGGCUUCAAGGCACACGUGAUCUUUCUGGGCACCAAAGAGAUCCCACAUUGGAUCUCAAGAGGGCACUCAAAUUUAGACCCCAGCGUUUUACUCCUCGUGGCUACGUCUCUCAUUUGGUCGAUGGUGAAAACAAUUGCCUUCCUCUGAUGGAGGCAAUUAAUUCUCACUGCUAUGUAAUUCAUUUAUGGUCACCUCUUUCCUGUGUUUGACUUUGUAAACUAUAGGUCUCUCUAUGUAUGUAAUUCCUCCUUUGGUUAUCUCUUUCCUUUCUUUGAUGGUGAAAAAAAAUUUCUCUCAAUUCCUUUAUUGUCAUCUUGUUCCUACAUUUGAUGGUGAAAAAAAACUUAUGUAAUUACCUCAUUCCUUUGCCUGAAGGUGAAAAGUGAACAAGUCUCUCUACGAUAACAAGGCGUGAUCCGACUUCCAGCUUAUUCGGGACGUGUGCAAGAUUUUCUCCUCUCACAUAAAUUGUAAACAUUAUAUUCCUAACUUUUAAUGUAAUCUGAAACAUGCUAAAAUCUAUGGCCUAAUGAAAAUUAAAAUAAAUACUCUAUAAUUUUAUUAUUACUAAUUUUUCUGUGCUGUUCAACAUGCACAUAUUUUAUUUUUUUACAUUUUCAUCCAAAUAAAUAAAUGAUAAAUAUCCUAUCCUAAAUUCCUGCCUCUUUAACUCAAUGCAAAACCACUUUUUCAGACCUUUUUUAGGCUCUCCCAUAGAGCUUUCCUAUUCAAUACCCCCCCCCCCCCCCAACAACAACAGUAGCUUGUAGACUUAUUACCUGAGUAAGCGACAAUCCUCUGUGGUUCUCUGGUUUCUUUGUCUGAAGGUGAAAGCAAAAGUUCUCAAAUUCCUCUGUGGACAUGAAUUCCGUUGUUUCUUCUUCUUCUUCUUCUUCUUCCCAGCUUUAACCCAUUUUUAAAUGGGGUCGUCGUUAUGAAUGAGUAGUCUCCAUCGAUUUCUGGCCUAUGCAUUGUUCUCGUUAAUACUUUUCCAUACCAUAUCUUCCCCUACACAAUCACGCCAUCUCUUUCUUGGUCUUCCCUUCUUCCUUCUAAACCCACCCUUCCAUUUACAUCGUAUGUCUUCCAACAUGAUGAUCCUCUCUCCGUAACAGGUGUCCAUACCAUCGAAGCCUUCCUUCCUGUAUUUUCUUCGAUAUUUCAACUACCUUUGUCGAUCCUCUUUUAUAUUCAUUUCUAAUCCUAUCUUCCCUUGUUACUCCCGACAUCCAUCGCAACAUUCUCAUUUCUGCUACAUCAUCUUCUUCUCCUCUGUUUUCCUCAUACUUGCUGUUGCUGUUCCACAUAAAAUUGCUGGUCUGACCACCGUCCUAUGAAACUUUCCCUUCAAUUUCAGCGGAACUUUCUUGUUACAGAGGACCCCUGAUGCAGACUUCCAGUUAUCCCAUCUUGCCUGAAUUCUAUGUCUCACCUUUUCAUUUCUCAAUGAUCACCCGUUUGACUCUCAUUUCUCAGUAGUCACCCGUUUUCCUUUCGUUUCUCAGUGGUCAUCCAUUUUCAUUUCAUUUAUCAAUGGUCACUCGUUUUCAUUUCAUUUCUGUGUGGUCACCCAUUUGACUCAUUUUUCAAUGGUCACCCAUUUUCAUUUCAUUUCUAAAUGGUCACUUGUUAUCUUUUCAUUUCUCAGUGAUAACCCAUUUUCAUUUCAGUUCUCAAUGGUCACCUGUUUUCAUUUCUUAAUGGUCACCAGUUUUCUUGUCAUUUCUCAAGUCACCCAUUUUCUUGUCAUUUCUCAAUGGUCACCCGUUUUCUUUCCUAAAUUUGUUUACAGUUCAGGGGCAACGAUAGUAAUCUUUUUAUUGAGAGCCAUCCGAAACUGGUAAAACUGGGAAUUAGAACGCUUUCUUAUUCCGGCUCCUUAUCUGCUUCGUAGCCUCUCAUCUCCCUUCUGGGAAUGUCCAGAAAAUAAAUUCUAAGGAAUUC